GUGACCGACGUUCCUUGUUUUGGCUUUGACGGAUUAACCGAAACAGAAAAUCGCCGCUUCAUUGAGGUGCCAUGGCACGUACAAAACAGACCGCUCGUAAAUCCACUGGUGGUAAAGCCCCCAGGAAGCAGCUGGCCACUAAAGCGGCCAGGAAGAGUGCGCCCUCCACCGGCGGAGUCAAGAAGCCCCACAGAUACCGUCCUGGAACUGUGGCUCUUCGUGAGAUCCGUCGGUACCAGAAGUCCACAGAGUUGCUGAUCCGCAAGCUUCCCUUCCAGCGUCUGGUUCGUGAGAUCGCUCAAGAUUUCAAGACCGACUUGCGUUUCCAGAGCGCUGCCAUCGGUGCCCUGCAGGAGGCAAGUGAAGCAUACCUGGUGGGUCUGUUUGAGGACACUAACUUGUGCGCCAUCCACGCCAAACGUGUCACCAUCAUGCCCAAAGACAUCCAGUUGGCCCGUCGAAUCCGUGGAGAACGUGCUUAAACUCUCUACUAUUUACUCUUUUUGUGUGGAGGAAUAUAUGGGGGUGGGGCUUGUCGUGUGGGUGGGUCAGGGGUGGGAGGGGCAUCUGGGGUUCUUACACUCUUGACUAUAAAUGCCUGUGUAGUUUAAGUUUAUUUUUUGUAUUUUUCAGUAGUGGCGGUAGGGAAGGGGUAUCUUGUGAUUGAAGUUGGUAGUGGGGACGGGCGGGGGGGCAGCGUCAGAACAUUCCGGGAGCUCCUCAGGGUUUUAAAGUUUGUAUUUUAGACUUUCAUAUACCUCUGCCUAGUCUGCAUGCUUCAUGAUGAAUUUAGAACGUGUCCCAUUUUUAUUUCUCUCGUUAUUAUAUUGGGUUUCUCCUCUUCUAUUGUGGCCAUUUGGUUGUAAAUAAACUUUCCACUACCUCAAA
This is a messenger RNA of Danio rerio (zebrafish), 888 nucleotides long. It is a transcript of the gene h3f3d, whose product is annotated as H3 histone, family 3D. NCBI's taxonomy places the organism in Eukaryota, Metazoa, Chordata, Actinopteri, Cypriniformes, Danionidae. The record is from RefSeq and is marked provisional.